GCCGAACUGAUUACAUGACCGUCAAUCGCAAUGUUGAAGGGUGCAGCUUUACGAUUGAUGACUUUGAAGUCCAACACUCUUCUGCGUUAUAUUUCGCCCAUGUAAAUUGUUAAAUCCAAAGGUGGCAACCCUACGAUUCCGCACAGGUAAAUGCCAUGGGCGGUGCCCGACUGGACCACGUCAAAUCCCGCCCACACACAUACACACACCCCCGAGAAGCGACCGGCAACACCCACAAUAGCUGACGGCCAAAAAUAUUUAAAAUUAUAUUGCAUUCAAACAUGACGUGCACAGGUUGGCUGGCCUAUGAGAGAGAGAGGAAAAUACCACAGUGACGGAGGCCUAUUUAUAGGCAGGUCAACAACAGAGGCGCAUAGAGCGAGCUGGCAGAAUCCACCACUGGAAAAUAGCGGGCACGUCGCAGUGAGCAAUCGGGAAGCAGCUUGAUACUGAGCGAGCCAAGUUUCGAACUUCAAGUUGAAGUUUAAUUUUGGUUCAACCAGCCCUCCGUUGCGUGUCACCUGUCCAGAGGCAAAGGGGCUGACUGAUCUCAGAGGCUGCAAUGGACAGCAAAGAUGGGAGAAAGGCCAUCAAUCUGCCGAAUGUAUUCAGAGGUCCCGGGACGUACAACAGACUUGGCGAUGAGAAAUUGAGAGAUGACAUCGAUUGGACUGCCUCGGCGCAGUACAACAUGCACUUCCAGGCCAAGAGCAAGUGCAUUAUCAUCAACAACGAGAACUUCUCUCCGCAAACAGGCAUGAAUCGCCGGAAGGGCACAGACCGGGAUGCCAUGCAGCUGCAAGUGUGCUUCUUGAGCCUGGGCUUUCAAGUAGAAUCGUAUAAAGAUCUGACCUGCAAGCAAAUGGUCGAAAACUUGAAAAAAGCAUCGAGCGAGGACCACGGCACCCGCGCCUGCUUCGUGUGCGCCAUCCUUAGCCACGGGGAGGAGGGCGUGCUGUACGGCACCGACGGCACGCUCCCCGUCUCCAUCCUCGCAGACAUCUUCUCCGAGAAACAUUGCCCCUCGCUGGCCGGGAAGCCCAAGCUCUUCUUCAUACAGGCCUGCCGGGGUAGCAUGUUUGAUGAGGGUGUGGACCAGGUGGACGGAUUGCGGCGCAGCGACGAUACGGACAGCCGAGGCUACUCCAAGCCAGCGGUGGAGGACACGCUGCUCCCCAACUACGACUUCAUCCAGCCCGAUUUCCUCUACGCCUUCUCCACCGUACCAGGGUACUACUCGUGGCGCAAUGAGGAGAAGGGCUCCUGGUUUAUCCAGUCGCUGUGCGAAGAGCUGCUGAGGAAUAGCUCGCAGUUGGAGCUCGUGAAGAUACUCGUGUGCGUGAACCGCCGCGUGGCCACGCAGUACGUGUCCUGCUCACGGGACAUCACCUACAACGACAAGAAGCAGAUUCCGUGCAUCAUGUCCAUGCUCACGCGCGAGUUCUACUUCAAGUAGCGAUCGGGCGGAGCGGAGCAGCGGAGGAGCGACCGCCGUACUGACCGCAGAGCCUCCUGGAGUUUGGCGGAGUGACUCUUGUCAUCACUAGGGAGAAACCCUAACGGGGAAAAUCGCCCCUUCUUUUUUCUUGCAUGGAAGGGAAAUCAACUGAAUUCAUGCAACCGGAUGGACUACACCAAGGGUGGAGAAUCUGGGGGCAUGCGAUUUAAUUUCAUGCGGCCCAUAGCCACGAGGCCUCAGAACUUUGUUGUCCUUACCCCGCCCCUCCGAUUUAGCACGGUUGGCUACGUACGGUGCGAAAAAAAGUUCCACAUACAUACAAUACGGUCUGCAAACGAUGUUUAAUCCGUCACUGCAAAGAUAUGGGGUGGUCGAAUCGGGUAAAAAAAAGGGGAAAUAUUGUCGACCUGGCAACUUGUUUCUAAUUUUUGUCGCGCUCAGUCACUUCUGUCAUUGCGAGUGCCUCGUUCAACGGCAGAGGAGACUAAGGUGCAUGUUCAUUUGCCCCACCAAAGGAAUUUGAAAGUUAAAUUCCCACCCCUGGACUAAAAGAUUUGUGUAAAACUAUGUUCCAUCAAUCUAAUUAUGACCCAUCUCAUAGGGUUAAUAAAAAAUGUAAUAGUUCGAUUAAAACAAUAUAUUAUAUUUCGAUUUAAAGUUUUCGUGACUGCAGGGAUUCAUAU
Molecule: messenger RNA, 2142 nt
Organism: Petromyzon marinus (sea lamprey)
Lineage: Eukaryota; Metazoa; Chordata; Hyperoartia; Petromyzontiformes; Petromyzontidae
Product: caspase-3-like
Biological process (GO): positive regulation of neuron apoptotic process; proteolysis; apoptotic process
Cellular component (GO): cytoplasm
Molecular function (GO): cysteine-type endopeptidase activity
Source: RefSeq, a predicted model, not a curated record